AUGCCGGCAACCAACCAGGGCUGGCCCGAGUCCUUCGGGUUCGGGAUAAGCGGCUCGGGGCCGUGCUACAUCCUGUGGGUGCAGGAGGGCAGCAGCGCGGCGCUGGCGGGGCUGCGCCCGGGGGACGAGGUGCUGGAGCUGGAGGGGCAGCCCGUGUCCCGCCUGGGCCGAGAGGCGCUGCAGGGGCUGGCCCGGCGCUGCGGCAGCGUGCCCCCCAGCAUCGGCGUGGUGUCCCGGCUGCAGCGCGCCAGCAUCCCCCCGGGGCCCCGCGGCUGCUUCGGCUUCGAGCUGGCCAGCGAGAGCCCCCCGAGGGUGGCCAGCGUGAGCCCCGCGUCCCCCGCCGCGGCCUGCGGGCUGGAGCCCGGGGAUCUCCUGCUGGAGGUGGACGGGACCCCGGUGGCGAUGCCCGAGGCGGCGGCCGCGCUCGUGGGGUCGUGCCGCGGGCGGUCCCUGCGGCUGGCGCUGCUGCGGCCGCAGCGUGGGGACAGCGCCGGGGACACGGCCGGGGACAAUGCCGGGGACAUCGUGGGGGACAGCGCCGGGGACAGCGCCGGGGACACUGCUGGGGACAGCGCCGGGGAUAUCACGGGGGACACCGCCCUGGACAGCGCCGGGGACCCCGGGCCCUGCGCCGGCCCCGCCCGCCGGGACAGGAGGCAGAAGGCGCAGGAGUUCAGCAGGAAGGUGGAUGCCGUCCUCGGGGAGCAGCCGGAGCUGAAGGAGAAGCUGUUCGCGGUGCUGAAGCAGUACGCGGCCGAGAGGAGGGUGGAGCGCCUGGCGCACGCCCUGAGCCUGCUGCUCACCCACGAGUCCCACCAGCCCCUCAUCGACAGCAUCAGGAUUUUCAUCCCCAAGAAGCACCGGCAGCGCUUUGACGAGGUGGUGUCGCAGAGCCUCAUCAGCAAGCUGUGCCGCUCCCGGAGCGAGCACGGCAACCGCCUGCGCCGCAGCCGCAGCGAGGACCAGCAGGAGCGGCUGCUCGUGUCCACCCGCGCCAGCUCCGUGCCCCGCAGCCACGAGGAGCUCAGCAAGAGCCUCCGCAAAACCACCUCGCUCGUCAGCAGCAGCGUGGCCUCGGGGGCUGCCCGCAGGACCGUGCGAGUUUAUAAAGGCAACAGGAGCUUUGGCUUCACACUCCGCGGCCAUGCCCCGGUGUGGAUCGAGUCUGUCCUGCCAGGGAGCCCGGCGGAGAAGGCUGCCCUCAAAGCUGGAGACAGGAUCCUGUUCCUCAACGGCCUGGACAUGAGGAACUGCUCCCAUGACAAGGUGGUGUCGAUGCUGCAGGGCAGCGGGGCCAUGCCCACCUUGGUGGUGGAAGAGGGCAUCGUCAGCUUCUCCAACGACUCUGACUCUGCUGAGUCCCCGAGCAGCUCCUCGGCCCUCACCUCCCUGCAGUGGGUGGCAGAGAUUCUCCCCUCUAGCAUCAAGAUCCAGGGAAGGACGUUCACGCAGCAGCUGGAGCACCUGCUGACCCCCCCCGAGCGUUUCACCGUCUGCAAGGCCCUGGAGGGCUUCUUCCACCACCGGACCAUUGACACUCUCAUUGUGGAUGUGUACCCGGUGCUGGACACCCCAGCCAAGCAAGUCCUCUGGCAGUUUAUCUACCAGCUGCUGAGCUACGAGGAGCAGGAGCACUGCCAGCAAAAGCUUGACAGGUUUCUGGGGUGCAAGGCCUUGGCAGGUGAGAGGCAGUGCCCAGAUGUUUCCUGUGCAGCCGAGGCAGAGGCUGAGGAUCGGUACCGCAGCUCCAUCCGAGGGGCCUCCCUGUGCCGGGGCAGCCUCAGGACCCCCCGCCCCGAGGAGGGGGCAGCAGGUGGGUGUGACACCGUGGAGGUCCCCGUUCGCCUGAUCCCCGGAGAGAGACAGGCUGGAGAUGGCACGUCCCUCCCGGAGACACCCAACCCCAAAAUGAUGUCAGCUGUGUACGCGGAGCUGGAGAACCGCCUGAUCGGGGGCUUUGCCGGCAAGGUGGGCAACGCUGCCCUGCACAGGACGUCCCCCCCUGCCCCCGAGCUGCCACACGCUGCAGCUCCCCGGGCUCUGUCUGCAGGUGGCCGCAAGCCGGGGCUGGCGUGGCCGAGCGAGCUGGCGAGCCAGCCCUGCUACUACCGGCUGCACAGCAGCGUGGCCUCGCCCUGCAGCACCGAGUCCAACCCCUACGUGAGCCUGGACAGCAGCCCGGCCCCGUCGCCCAAGCGCCGGCCGUGCUCGCCGCUGUCGCGACGGAAGAAGCUGUUCACCUUCUCGCGGCCCCCGCGCAGCCGCGACACCGACCGCUUCCUGGACGCGCUCAGCGAGCAGCUGGGGCACCGCGUCACCAUCGUGGAUGAGUUCCUCACCCCUGAGAAUGACUACGAGGAGAUGAGUUUCCAGGAUGACCAGGGCAGCUACGUCACCAACGAUGUCAGCAGCAGCGAGUACAUCAGCAGCAGCGACGAGGGCAGCUCCCUGACCUACUCCACGCUCUCGGACCACAUCCCGCCCCCUCCGCUCAGCCCCCCGCCCCCGCCGCCCCCGCUGCAGUUCCACGACCCCCAGGGCGGCCCCGCCAAGGCCGAGGCCCCCAAGGGCAGCGUGGCCCCGGGCCCCAAGUCCCUGGGGAGCCUCCUGCACCCCGUGCCGCCGCCGCCCCCGCCGCCCCCGCCGCCCCCCGUGCCCUGCGCCCCCGCCCUGCACCGCGGGCUGCUGCACCGCCGCAGCGACUCCAACCACAUGAGCGUCAAGAGGCUGCGCUGGGAGCAGGUGGAGAACUCGGAGGGCACCAUCUGGGGACAGCUCGGGGAAGACUCGGACUACGACAAGCUCAGUGAUAUGGUCAAAUACCUCGACCUGGAGCUGCACUUUGGCACUCAGAAGCCCACGAAGCCAACUCUCAUGCCUGAAAACUUUAAAAAGAAAGACGUGGUUGAAAUUUUGUCCCACAAAAAGGCCUACAACACAUCCAUCCUGAUCGCCCACCUGAAGCUGUCGCACGUGGAGCUGCGGCAGAUCCUGAUGACCAUGGAGACGGAUCGCCUGGAGCCCUCCCACAUCAAGCAGCUGCUGCUCUACGCCCCGGACGGGGAGGAGGUGCAGCGCUUCCAGAGCUACAGGGAGAGCCCCGGCAAGCUCAGCGAGCCCGACCAGUUCGUGCUGCAGAUGCUGUCGGUGCCCGAGUACAAGAUCCGCCUGCGCAGCCUCCACUUCAAGACCACCCUGCAGGAGAAGACCGAGGAGAUCAAAGCCAGCUAUGAGUGCAUUUGCAAGGCCUCCCUGGAGCUGAAAAGCAGCAAGAAGCUGGCAAAGAUCCUGGAGUUCGUGCUGGCCAUGGGGAACUACCUGAACAACGGGCAGCCCAAGACCAGCAAAACCACAGGCUUUAAAAUCAACUUCCUCACCGAGCUGAACACGACCAAGACUGUGGAUGGGAAAUCCACCUUCCUGCACAUCCUUGCCAAAUCCCUCAGCCAACACUUCCCAGAGCUCCUGGGCUUUGCCAAGGACCUUCCCACGGUGCCGCUCGCUGCCAAAGUGAACCAGAGGACCCUGACAGCCGACCUGAAGGACCUGCACAGCACGGUGAGUGACAUCCAGAAGGCGUGUCACAGCAUGCCGGCCACCGCCGAGGACAGGUUUGCCAUUGUCAUGACCACCUUCCUGGAGAGUGCCCAGCCUGCCAUGCGCUCCCUGGACGACCUGCAGCACAAGGCCAUGGAGGAGUUCAGCAAGGUGCUGUCCUUCUUCGGGGAGGACUCAAAAAUGACAACUUCCGAAGCCUUCUUUGGCAUUUUUGCAGAAUUCAUGAGCAAGUUUGAGCGGGCUCUCAGUGACGUGCAGGUGGGCGAGAGCCAGCGCAGCCCCAGGAUGACCUCUCCCCUCGCCUGGUGA
This is a messenger RNA of Camarhynchus parvulus, 3867 nucleotides long. Its product is annotated as delphilin-like. Gene Ontology annotation, molecular function: protein binding. Lineage: Eukaryota; Metazoa; Chordata; Aves; Passeriformes; Thraupidae. The record is from RefSeq and is a predicted model, not a curated record.